AUGAUCCUUAGCGGCACCCAGAUCCUAUCCCGCAACCUCGUCCAAAACCUCCUCAACAGCUCCCUCCAACUCCAACCCUACUUCACCAACGCCAAUCGCAAAGCCGCCAAAACAACACUACUCCAAUUCACGGACACAAUCACCCUAAAGCCAGGAUCUUAUCUAAUCGAUUUCAACGAAACGGUCAAAGUCCCCCGGAAUUGCAUGGCGAGCGUGUUGCCCCGCUCGUCGCUUUGGAGAUCCAGCGUGGGUAUUAGUGCGGGUGUGGUGGAUGCAGGGUACGAGGGGGCCAUGGGGCGAUGA
Penicillium maclennaniae is the source of this 303-nucleotide messenger RNA. Its product is annotated as putative dUTPase. NCBI's taxonomy places the organism in Eukaryota, Fungi, Ascomycota, Eurotiomycetes, Eurotiales, Aspergillaceae. The coding region runs from base 1 to 303 and encodes 100 amino acids. The record is from RefSeq and is a predicted model, not a curated record. The transcript is spliced from 2 exons.